GGUUGGCGGCGAAUUUGAUAUGGAACUGAAUUUCGUCAUCCAAGAUGCACAAAAUAUACGUCAUAUGUUAGAACUUCUCGACCAUUGUCCCCCUAAUUUGCAGGCGGAGAUAUGGAGCGUGUUCAUUGCCAUUUUGAGGAAGAGCGUCCGCAACCUGCAAGCGUGUACAGAUGUUGGACUCAUAGAACACGUUCUCAAGAGAUUGAGGACGGCGGAUGUGGUUGUGGCAGAUUUGCUCAUCGAAAUGCUUGGCGUAUUGGCGAGCUAUAGCAUCACUGUCAAAGAACUGAAGCUUUUAUUCGGCGCCAUGAAAGCCGUUACGGGAAAAUGGCCACGUCAUUCCGCCAAACUGCUGAAUGUUUUGAGACAAAUGCCACAGCGAUCAGGACCUGACGUUUUCUUCAGUUUUCCAGGAAGAAAAGGAUCGGCAAUUGUUCUUCCACCUCUAGCAAAAUGGCCAUAUGAAAAUGGGUUCACUUUCACCACGUGGUUUCGCCUGGAUCCUAUCAAUUCUGUGAAUAUUGAGAGGGAAAAACCGUAUUUGUAUUGUUUCAAAACCAGCAAAGGCGUAGGAUACACUGCACAUUUUGUCGGAAAUUGUUUAGUACUGACAUCAAUGAAAAUAAAGGGCAAGGGCUUCCAACACUGCGUCAAGUACGAAUUCCAACCGAGAAAGUGGUACAUGCUGGCUGUCGUUUAUAUUUACAACAGGUGGACGAAAAGCGAAAUCAAAUGUUUGGUUAAUGGUCAAUUAGCGUCGAGCACGGAAAUGGCUUGGUUCGUUUCAACAAAUGACGUGUUCGAUAAAUGUUAUAUUGGAGCAACGCCAGAACUGGAUGAAGAACGGGUAUUUUGCGGACAAAUGUCAGCAAUUUAUCUUUUCAGCGAAGCCCUGACCACACAUCAAAUAUGCGCGAUGCAUAGGCUAGGUCCCGGAUACAAAAGUCAAUUUAGGUUUGAUAACGAAUGCAACAUAAAUCUGCCAGACAAUCACAAAAGGGUCUUAUAUGACGGCAAGCUGUCUAGUGCCAUCGUGUUCAUGUAUAAUCCAGUAGCAACAGACACUCAACUAUGUCUGCAAUCGGCGCCGAGAGGAAAUAUGUCUUUCUUUGUCCACACGCCCCAUGCUCUCAUGUUGCAAGACGUGAAAGCUGUGAUAACACACUCCAUCCAUAGCACUUUGAAUUCCGUAGGAGGGAUUCAAGUUUUGUUUCCCCUAUUUUCUCAACUAGACCUGCCUUACGAAUCCAAUGGUUCAUCGGACAUCAGAAGGGAUCCUACUUUAUGCUCAAAACUCCUGGGAUUCAUUUGUGAACUAGUGGAAACUUCUCAAACUGUACAGCAACACAUGAUACAGAACCGAGGAUUCCUAGUUAUUAGUUUCAUGCUGCAGAGAUCGUCAAGAGACCACUUGACGAUAGACGUUUUAGGAUCGUUUCUCAGCUUGACGAAGUACCUUGUUACUUGUUUGAGUGCCAAUAGCGAGUUACUACUUAAACAGCUGCUAGACCAUGUCCUCUUCAACCCGGCGCUCUGGAUUUACACUCCUGCCUGCGUUCAGACGAGACUUUAUUCUUAUCUGGCGACGGAAUUUUUGUCCGACACCCAAAUCUACUCUAACGUGAGGAGGGUGUCGACGGUUCUCCAGACGGUGCACACGCUCAAAUACUACUACUGGGUCGUCAAUCCUAGAUCCAAGAGCGGAAUUUCUCCCAAAGGAUUAGAUGGUCCAAGACCAGCCCAUAAAGAUAUCCUCGGCAUUCGCUCCUACAUACUCCUCUUCCUCAAACAACUCAUCAUGGUUGGCAACGGCGUCAAAGAUGACGAGCUGCAGAGUAUUCUCAACUACUUGACGACUAUCCACGAAGAUGACAACCUGCACGACGUCCUGCAGAUGUUGAUCUCGCUGAUGUCAGAACACCCUUCGUCGAUGGUGCCCGCUUUCGACGCUAAAUGCGGUGUCAGGACGAUAUUCAAACUGCUCGCCUCCGAGAGUCAGCUCAUCAGGUUGCAGGCCCUCAAAUUGCUCGGAUUCUUUUUGAGCCGCAGCACACAUAAAAGAAAAUACGACGUUAUGAGUCCGCAUAACCUGUACACUUUGCUGGCUGAGAGGUUGCUGCUCAACGAGGAUACUCUAUCUCUGCCUACUUACAACGUCCUCUACGAGAUUAUGACGGAGCAUAUUAGUCAGCAGAUCCUGUACACUAGGCAUCCAGAGCCUGAGUCUCAUUUCAGGUUGGAGAAUCCAAUGGUGCUCAAAGUGGUUGCAACUCUAGUAAGGCAAUCGAAGCAAACCGACCAACUUCUGGAUGUAAAAAAGUUGUUUUUAUCAGACAUGACCCUUUUGUGUAACAACAACAGAGAAAACAGAAGAACGGUAUUGCAGAUGUCCGUCUGGCAAGAAUGGCUCAUUGCUAUGGCUUACAUCCAUCCUAAGAAUACAGAGGAGCAAAAGCUUUCGGAUAUGGUGUAUUCUCUUUUCCGGAUGCUGCUACACCAUGCGAUCAAAUACGAAUAUGGCGGAUGGAGAGUUUGGGUCGAUACUCUGGCUAUUGUUCAUUCAAAAGUAUCAUAUGAAGAAUUCAAGUUGCAAUUUGCACAAAUGUACGAGCACUACGAAAUGCACAGGGCCGACAACAUAACAGAUCCCCUACUGAGGCAACAACACCCGAUCAGCACCAUCUCCGGUUGGCAUGAUACUGCUCAGAACAUCCCGAACGGGUGUCACCCAGACAACGAAAGGUGGCAAAACUCUCGUGCGUCUCUUCAGGAAAUUGAGCUCAACGAAAACGACAAAUCGGAGCAGGUGUGUAGCUGCGAUUAUAACUCUACCCUGUCGGACGGUAGUCCGGUGUCGUACGUUGCUAAGCACGAAGACAGUGAAGUGGUUUCUCUAGACUCGAGAACUAGUGAUCUGUUCAGUGACGGCAAGAUCAGUAAAGAGUCCCCUUACUCUCAGGACUCCCCGCUGAAGUCUCAGACAGCCGAAGACAAUAUGGACGUCACCGCCGACUCUCCCGUCUGCAACGGCAUGCACACAGAGAGCAGCCCGAGCUUCGGCAGCCCGCUCAAAGUCAAUUCUGAUCGCGCCGAGGUCAUCGAAGAGAUCAUGCAAGAGAUCUUGUCGAAAUCGGAAAAACUGCUGGAAGACCGCGUCAAUAUUUGCUCAUCAGACUCCAGGACGAUCUCGCCGGUCGUUCAGGACCAAGAAAUAGCUCAAGCAGUCAAAGAGGUUGUGAAUAAUGUACCAGAAGUAGAUAGGGGGAAGACUCCAGUAGAACUCGUAGGCGACGGUGUGGUGGAAGAAUCGCCGGAAGUGCCUGCACAUGAAAGUCGAGUAACAAGCGCGGACAUAGAAUUAUCGAGUCCCGACACGGAUGUUUCAAGUCCGAUGAAGACAGUGUCCAGUCCCGAACGAGAGGUACCAGAUAGCGAUCUGUCUGAAAGGUAUCUCACUCCAACAGAAGAAAUAAUGGAAAGGCGAGAUGACGAUAUUGAGUCGUUGGCAAAGACUGACGUUUGUGAUAAGGAGCACAUUAGGACAAUUCAAAGUGCUGCGAAGGAAAGAGGAGAUGAGAAAACAAACUCUGAACCUACGGAUUUUGAUGCAGUUGCUGUGCCUGAAGAGGGUCAGGGUGACGUCAGCGACAAAGUGAACAUUAGUAAUACUGAAACUGUUUAUAAAAAUUCUGAAGCUGUGCCAAUUGUUGAAAAUAGUGCUGUGUCUGUAGAAUUAGAGCCGUCCAAAAAUGAUUCUAGUCUAAGUGAAACAAACAUUCAACCUAAAAGUGAUAACGAUUCUAAAUUAGAUAAAGAGGGCGCUAUCGACAGUGAAGCUGAAGUGCCUCCGGUUGAAAAUAUAUCAACAAUUUCACAAUUCUGUGAUCCUAGUCAUUACGAUACUGUUGCUGAUACCGACAGUGAUGUUAUUGUUAAAAAUGUUGGUGUCAGUACAGACUGCAUCGCCACCAAUUCGACUGAAGUGUCUCCCAAACCUUCCGAGGGUGCUAUCAAGAGGAGGGUGAGUCUACCGACGAACCAUCUGGAGAGCCAAAGCAAUGAUUUCGUCAUGGAAACUACUAAUCAUUCCAUUUCACCUCAGAGGAGGCCAAGAAGUGCUAGUACUUCUACUCAGGUGGAUCCCAAUCUUUUUGAAACAAAACCUUCCAAAUCUGGAUCAUCCAGACCGAUGUUCAGCCCAGGUCCAACAAGACCACCUUUCAGGAUACCAGAGUUCAAAUGGUCUUACAUCCAUCAGCGAUUGUUAUCAGACGUUUUGUUUUCCUUGGAAACAGAUAUUCAGGUGUGGAGGAGUCAUUCGACGAAGUCAGUUCUGGAUUUUGUCAACAGCAGUGAUAACGCAAUUUUUGUUGUCAACACCGUUCACCUGAUAUCUCAGUUAGCUGACAAUUUGAUCAUUGCAUGCGGUGGCCUUUUACCUCUUCUGGCUUCAGCUACGUCACCAAACAGUGAACUUGAUGUUAUCGAACCUACUCAAGGCAUGCCUAUCGAAGUGGCUGUGAGUUUUCUUCAGAGGCUGGUGAAUAUGGCAGACGUUCUCAUUUUCGCGAGUUCGUUGAAUUUCAGCGAAUUAGAAGCAGAAAAGAACAUGUCAAGUGGCGGGAUCCUCAGACAGUGUCUAAGAUUGGUUUGCACUUGUGCAGUUCGCAACUGUUUGGAGUGCAAAGAAAGAAGUCGGCCACACCACACUAUUGCACCCAACUCACUGAAUGCUAAUCACAAGGCGGCUCACUUGCAGUCAUUCAUAAGAGGUGUUCAGAAUUCUCCGAAGAACAUAGCUGACAAUAUGUCAAAUAGCUCCAACCCAGUGAAAGAUCCAGAAAAACUCCUCCAAGACAUGGACGUCAACAGACUCAGGGCCGUUAUAUACAGAGAUGUGGAGGAGACAAAACAGGCCCAGUUCUUGUCUCUCGCCAUUGUCUAUUUUAUUUCGGUGCUGAUGGUAUCUAAAUAUAGGGACAUUUUGGAGCCCCCUGUAUCGAUGAGGGUGCCUAGUCCUGUACAAGUGGUCCGUAAUAACGGCACGUCCUCACAUAAUUCUGGCAGUCCUCAAGCGACAAGAUCAUUUCAAGGGCACGAAGACAACGAGUAUGAUAUAAUAACAGCUUAUGUAGAAGACAGCAAUUCUUUACAUCAAGAGAAUGAACUGCAUUCUGGACCAGCAUCCAUCAAGGUAAACGCCAGGCAGCGUCCUUCUCUGGCUCAUGGGUUCUCUGUUAAUUACUCUUUGGAUGGAAUUAGGCAUGCGAGAGGUUGUGACAGUGCUCGUGUUAAGCAGAGCACAGAUUCCAUAGAAGAGCUGAACUCUGUACAUUCCGCCGAAACAAACAACCUAGGAUCGAACAGCGAAUUGCCGCUAGACGAUAACGACAAAGUGAACGCCGAUGAAAACUGGACGGACAUCAAUCUAAAUGAAGAUGGCGACACCAAAGAAGAAGAAAGAAAUAUCCAGAAUAUGUCACAUUCCCACUCAGCAUUGGACAUGGAAGGCAAUCUAGCUUCAGAAAGGGGAGAGAAGCACCAUCCAGAAAUUUCAGUGGUGAGAGUUCCAGACGGAGUUAUCCAAGCCCCAGCUCAAAUGAGGCCUGACGACUUACCAGUGAACAACUUGGUGGACCACAUAUCUAUACCAACGCCGUCUAGGGAAGCUUCUCUGACGCAGAAGUUGGAAAUGGCUCUGGGGUCUGUUUGUCCCUUGCUCAGAGAGAUUAUGGUGGACUUUGCACCGUUCCUAUCUAAAACCCUUGUGGGUUCCCACGGCCAAGAAUUGUUGAUGGAGGGAAAAGGUCUUACCACGUUCAAAAAUAGCAACUCCGUAGUGGAACUGGUGAUGUUACUUUGUUCUCAGGAAUGGCAGAAUUCUCUUCAGAAACAUGCGGGUCUAGCAUUCAUCGAACUCAUAAAUGAGGGGAGGCUGUUGUCUCAUGCGAUGAAGGAUCACAUCGUACGCGUUGCGAAUGAGGCGGAGUUCAUUUUGAACAGGAUGAGAGCCGAUGAUGUUCUGAAACAUGCCGAUUUUGAGUCCCAGUGUGCUCAAACCUUAUUAGAUCGCAAAGAAGAGGAAAGAAUGUGCGACCAUUUGAUAACAUCCGCCAGAAGAAGGGACAACGUUACGGCUAGCAGGCUCCUUGAGAAAGUUCGUAACAUUAUGUCCAACAAACACGGCGCAUGGGGAUACAUGGACUCCUCAGAACCUAGAUUGAACGAGUUCUGGAAACUGGACGCUUGGGAGGACGACGCCAGAAGAAGAAAGCGAUUCGUACACAACCCGUUGGGCACGACUCACCCUGAGGCAAGUCUCAAAGCAGCAAUCGAACACGGAGCUCCCGAAGAUGCGAUUUUGCAGGCCCGCGAAGAGUUCCACGCCCAUCUGGCUGCUACCAGAGGUCAACAACAACAGAUGCAAAAUGACCUGAUGGAUGAUAAUGAACUCCUUGCAGAAGACAGAGAAUUAGAUACAGAUCUCAGUGGUCCUGUUAACAUAAGCACGAAAGCGAAACUCAUUGCACCAGGAUUAGUAGCGCCAGGAAUGGUAUCGAUUACUUCUGCAGAGCUGUACUUUGAGGUGGACGAAGACGACGAAGAGUUCAAGAAGAUUGACAGUGAG
Leptinotarsa decemlineata (Colorado potato beetle) is the source of this 6628-nucleotide messenger RNA. It is a transcript of the gene rg, whose product is annotated as A kinase anchor protein rugose. Gene Ontology annotation, molecular function: protein kinase binding. Gene Ontology annotation, biological process: intracellular protein localization. The record is from RefSeq and is a predicted model, not a curated record. NCBI's taxonomy places the organism in Eukaryota, Metazoa, Arthropoda, Insecta, Coleoptera, Chrysomelidae. Gene Ontology annotation, cellular component: cytosol; membrane.